CUGGUGCCAAAAUGAAGUUGGUUAUUCUGAGUGUGGUGUUUCUAGGAGUUUUCCUAGCCCCAGUUUUGACCAAUGGAAACGUUGGACGGACUUCACAGCAAACUGUGAACAUUGAUCACAAAAGGAAAGUGGUGAACAUAGGCCACAACGAUGGCAGGAAUUCUUGGAGCUUCGUCAUGGAUUACGGCACUGGUUUCAUGGCAACCCGGAUAUUGUCCAAGAAAGUCUGCUUCAUCACCAGAAUGAAUAAACAGAUCGUGCCAGAGAUCACUACUCUUCCCAAAACCAUCCGGCAAAAACAGAAGGAUCCCAGAAGUGGGCCUGCCCCCAAGGAAGUCUCCUUCACCGUUUCCCGUAAGAGAAUCCUAGACCUGUCCGUCUACGGGAAGCAGGUGCAAGCCUUCUGCCGAGGGAUCCCCAGCUAUCUUGCUUCCGAAGUUAAAACGCCAAGCUUUUUCUUCGAGGAAGAUGAAUCCUGUACCCGACUGUGGAUCCUUUUCAUUUUCAAAUUCUCUUACUGCCAACGCUCCAUGUACGAGUAACUCUCGACUCGGCCAAACGCAGAGGCCUGGGAUACGUUGCAUGGGGUUUUAACUGCAUCGUUUCCUUCUCCACUCCGAGGGCAGAAAAGGGAGAAGGUGCCCAA
Molecule: messenger RNA, 646 nt
Organism: Pseudonaja textilis
Lineage: Eukaryota; Metazoa; Chordata; Lepidosauria; Squamata; Elapidae
Gene: GKN1
Product: gastrokine 1
Source: RefSeq, a predicted model, not a curated record